UCCCAUAUACACGUUUGUUUUGCCGCGUUUGCCGCGUUCGCUUGUCGCAUGCUAAUUCAUUUCUGGGUCUCCAGCUAAUUCAAAGACAAAGGACAUUACCUGGAAUGACAGAGCACAAUCAGCGUGAGGAAAGAAAGGGUGCGUUGCAGUUUCUAAGGUCUGCGUCGCAUCGUAGCGAGCAGCAAUAGUGCUGAUGUGUCGCCCGUGACGUCGUCUUCGCCGUGGUCAGCUGUGAUCCGCUCGUUUGGAACCGACUCCCAAACUCAACAGGUACUCAAGCAAAUACAAACAGCUGGAGAUAAUUUUGUUUUUGUCAUACUUGUAAACAAAAGACUGCAAGAAAAAUGCGAGUGGCCAUUGCAACACUGUUUGUUUUUCUUGGUUGCUGCACAAAUGUUGUCUUUCUGGAGCUCCUCGUAAAGGAACAUCCAGGAUGCAGCAACCUGAUCACAUUUUCUCACUUUCUCUUCAUCUCUGUGGAAGGCUUUAUAUUCUCGACAAACUUUGGCAAGAGGCGCCCCGUGGUGCCCCUCAAGCAUUAUGUAAUGUUGGUCGUCAUGUUCUUCCUCGUGAGCAUCGCAAACAACAAUGCUCUUUCCUACGACAUAUCCAUGCCCCUGCACAUGAUAUUCAAGUCUGGGUCUCUCAUUGCAAGCAUGUUGUUAGGGAUUAUUUUACUCAAAAAAAGGUACUCCAUGUCCAAGUAUGUUGCAGUUCUCAUGAUCACCGCUGGCAUCGUGGCCUGUACAAUGGCAUCUGUUCAAGUUGAGGAAAAGCCAGGAGUGCCAUCCGAAAUGGGGAGCUUCUACAACAAAUGCAAAGGCAUAGCCCUGCUGACGUUCUCCCUCCUGCUGUCUGCACGCAUGGGCAUCUACCAGGAAUCCCUGGCCUCUCGCUACGGGAAGCAUCCCCGAGAAUCUCUAUUCUAUGCCCACGCGCUGCCACUGCCUGGCUUCUUGCUGCUGGUGCCGAACAUCUACAGUCACGCCGUGUCCUUUACCCAGUCAGAACCACUGGCGUACCCUCUGUUUGCCCUCAUCCCCAAGGCUUGGGCAUACCUGUUCUGCAACACCGUCAUGCAAUAUGUGUGCAUCCGGUCGGUGUACGUACUGACCACCGAAUGCUCCUCCCUGACGGUGACGCUGGUCAUCACGUUGCGCAAGUUUGUGUCGCUGCUGCUGUCGCUCUACUACUUUCAAAACCCCUUCACGGCCGUCCACUGGUUCGGCACCGCCCUGGUGUUCACCGGCACCCUCGUGUUCACCGAAGUGUUCCCCCGCCUGCGUGCAGCCGUCCGGCCGCCCCUCAAAGCCGACUGAUCCCACCCCGCCGUUUCUAGGACCGGGACAAUGAGUGCUCUAUACAAGCUUCGCAAAAGAUCCAGGUGCUGCGCCACAACGGAGUCCGACGACCGGACCUGCUCCAAGCCGUGCCCAUCGACUUGCAUGGAGGGUGGAGUGAGCGUCGUGUUUUUGGCUACGGCGACGUGGCUGCGGGCGAGGUGUCGGCAUUGCACCGCUUUCUGCAACGUGGCGACACCUCAUCUGUAGUCGUCGACGAAAUGAGAGGGAGGGGGGGGGGGGGGGGGGGGGCACUUCUUUCAAAUGUGAAACUCCUUGUCAUUUUAAUCCUGUCAGUCACCAUGACUAAACAUAUUUAAUUUCGAGUUACGUCACACCGUUCCAGACAGCACAGCUCCAAGCUCGCGGCUUUUGGAUGUGCUUGUGCAAACCAAACGUGCUGAACCACUCCCGUGCCUCGGGCAGUGCCGCCCGCAACUCAUGAAAUGCAGUGUGGUGCGCAGGUCAUGCCGUGUCAACUUCGCUUCUCAACUGAAUAAAAAUCUCGGUAGUAAGCUUUA
Ixodes scapularis (black-legged tick) is the source of this 1861-nucleotide messenger RNA. It is a transcript of the gene Efr, whose product is annotated as UDP-xylose and UDP-N-acetylglucosamine transporter. Gene Ontology annotation, biological process: transmembrane transport. Bases 345 to 1319 code for a protein of 324 amino acids. Gene Ontology annotation, cellular component: Golgi membrane; endoplasmic reticulum membrane. Gene Ontology annotation, molecular function: UDP-xylose transmembrane transporter activity; UDP-N-acetylglucosamine transmembrane transporter activity. The record is from RefSeq and is a predicted model, not a curated record. The transcript has 12 exons. Lineage: Eukaryota; Metazoa; Arthropoda; Arachnida; Ixodida; Ixodidae.